AUGAACAACCCGCCCUCCGCCUCGGUGUGGGCUUCGAGUUCUACCCCGUCUGGCUCGUCGAUUGCCGCGCAAGCGAGCGCGAGUCCGACCGCGUGGGUGGCCUCGCCCAAGCCGACUCCCUCACGCUCGCCUUCUUCGGCCGCAAGCAGCGGCGCACAUGCCUCUGCCGGCGCCAGUGGCGCUUCGCUCAACCACACUCACGGAGGUGGGGAGACGACGCCAAACUCGACUCCCACCACAGUUGCAUUGGCGGGAGACAAUAGUAGUCCUGUUCUUGAUAGCGGGUCGCACCUUCUUGACGUCGGCACCUACCGCGAGAUUGCCACCUUCCAACGCCUCGUGAAG
Molecule: messenger RNA, 345 nt
Organism: Acanthamoeba castellanii str. Neff
Lineage: Eukaryota; Discosea; Longamoebia; Acanthamoebidae
Exons: 2
Source: RefSeq, a predicted model, not a curated record